AUGAGAACUCGAACCUCCUGGCUGUAACCCGAGCCCUUGUUGCCAUGGACGCAGCGCAGGUGUGCGCUGGCACCUGACGUUUCCCGCGGCCCCCCCUCCUCCCGGAGGUGGAGGCGGGGGCGUUGUGGCCUCCUCCCCCGGCUCCUCCUCCUCCAUCAUGCCGGGCAGACAGAAGCAGCUCCUCUUCUCCGUGUGCGGGCUCCUCGGCCUCUCCUGCGCGCUCACGGCCGCGGUGGCCACCGGCCUGCCGCUCUGGCUCCGCGGGGCCGUGCUGUGCCGCACCGGGGCCGAGCUCGUCAACGCCACCGGGGCCGAGCUGGACAAGUUCGUGGGCGAGCUGAGCUACGGGCUGUUCCACGGACAGCGCGUGAAGCAGUGUGGGCUGGGGGGCCGCGCGGCGCGCUUCUCCUUCUUCCCUGACCUCCUGAGCGCCAUCCCCACGGGCCUCCACGUCACCGUCAUCUUCUUCUGUGGUGUUGUGACGCUCUUCUCCUGCGUGGCCACCGGCUUCUUCUUCUUCAACGCCUUCGGCCGACCCUACGAGACGCUGCAAGGCCCCGUGGGACUUUACCUGUGGACCUUCAUCACCUGUGUCAGCAGCUGCCUCGUCAUGGUCCUGUUUGUGUCGGAGGUAAAGCUCGGUCGUCUGUCCGAGCGGAUCGCCAACUUCAACGAGGGGAAUUUCAUCUUCCAGACGUACGCCGAGCGCUACGACCGAUGCUUCUGGCUCUUCUUCCUCAUCUUCCUCCUUCAGGGGCUGAACGCCCUGCUGGUCCGACUGGCGGGAAUCCAGUUUCCCUUUCAGCAAAACAAAGAGGUGGAGCUGAGCGGCGGGGCGGCCGACCUCAUGUACUGAGAGGAGCGCGACUCAGCGGGAAGACGGCCCGAACGCCAGACUUCAUCAGCCGCCACUUCCUGUCGCUGCAGCUCUGUCGGAAGGCUUUCCUUCAUGUUUGUUCCACGCUGACGAAGCCGAACCCUCGCUCUUCAUCGGCGUGAGGGCGUUUCCCUCGGUAACAGCGGUGACGCUGAACUACGAACAGUUGGUAGAUUUGAAAUGUUACUCUGUGGUCGACGACGCUGUCGCGCUCUGUGUCUUCAUCUGUGAUGUUUAGGUCCUCGCUGGCUCACUCGUCCUUUAGCUUCUUGUGUUUCACUGAUCGCGAUGACGAUGCGUCCGGCGCCGAGCCCGUCCUGAUCCGAGGACAGGCGACGCCUCGGCGCUGCCGUGUUGUUGUGGGAACGUGAUCGUUGAACGCAGAGGAAGGUUUUGGACAGUGAACCAUUGAAGUGUGUUUCUGUGCAUCACGAGCUCCAUCUGCCUGAAAAUAAAACUAUCUGAGCGUU
Molecule: messenger RNA, 1347 nt
Organism: Neolamprologus brichardi
Lineage: Eukaryota; Metazoa; Chordata; Actinopteri; Cichliformes; Cichlidae
Gene: clrn1
Product: clarin 1
Biological process (GO): sensory perception of sound; equilibrioception
Source: RefSeq, a predicted model, not a curated record